Molecule: messenger RNA, 1599 nt
Organism: Merops nubicus (carmine bee-eater)
Lineage: Eukaryota; Metazoa; Chordata; Aves; Coraciiformes; Meropidae
Product: structural maintenance of chromosomes protein 1B-like
Exons: 11
Biological process (GO): sister chromatid cohesion
Cellular component (GO): cohesin complex; chromosome; nucleus
Molecular function (GO): protein binding; DNA binding; ATP binding
Source: RefSeq, a predicted model, not a curated record
UUGGAGCACUACAAAGAGCUAAAGGAAACAGCAAGAAAGAAAGUAGCUACACUAACCCAGCAGCUAGAAAAACUUCGUUGGGAGGAUAAGGCAGAUCAAGAAAGGCUGAAACUUAAUCGGAGGAAGAAAACAGAAGUUGAGGAGAGCAGAAAACAGGCUGUGGAACAGAUAGAGGAGCGUAAAAAGCGAAUAGAGAAGUUGGAAGAAUAUAUCAAGAUCAGCACCGAAUCGUUAACAGAGAAAAAAAAGGAAGAGGAAGUGCUAGUUAAGCAAGUAGAAAACUCAACAAUACGAAUGGCUGAAGUGAAUGAGGAGUUGAACAAAAUAGCUGGUGAACUGCAGAAUGCCAAAAUUGAUUACCAUGAAGGAAGGCGUCAGCAAAUGAGAGCAGAGAUCCUGGAAAGUCUCAAAAGACUCUAUCCGGAUUCUGUGUUUGGAAGACUGUUUGACCUGUGCCAUCCUAUUCAUAAAAAAUACCAGCUUGCUGUUACCAAGGUGUUCAGCAAAUACAUGACUGCUAUUGUUGUUGACACUGAAAAAACAGCAAGGGAUUGCAUUAGAUUCCUAAAACAAGAACGAGCUGAACCUGAAACUUUUCUGGCUUUGGAUUAUCUUGAUGUUAAACCCAUCAACGAAAAGUUAAGGGAGAUAAAAGGAGCUAAACUGGUGGUGGAUGUUGUGCAGACUCCAUUUGCACCCCUGAAGAAAGUGAUUCAGUUUGUGAGUGGGAAUGGCUUGAUCUGUGAAACAGUUAAAGAAGCAAAACAAAUUGCCUUUGAUGGGCCAGUGAGGCUGAAAACAGUGGCUCUUGAUGGAACUUUAUUUUUGAAAUCUGGAGUGAUCUCUGGAGGAUCAAGUGAUUUAAGAUUUAAAGCUAGAUGUUGGGAUGAGAAAGAAAUGAAUAAACUGAAAGAAAGAAGAGAUAGCUAUAUUAAUGAGUUAAAGGACUUAAUGAAGGUCAGACGUAAGGAGCCUGAGCUGAAGCAGCUGCGUGCUCACUGCCAUGGGAUCCAGACACGUCUUAAAUACUCACAGAGUGAAUUAGAGCUCAUUAAAAAGAAACAUCUAGCUAAUAUCUAUGCAGAAAAAUCAAAACUGGAGAGUGAACUGUUAAAUAUUGAGUCUCAGUAUGAUAUGCUGAAGGAAGGAGUAGCUCAAAGGAAAGAAAAAAUAGAAGACUUUCAGAAAAAAAUAAAUGAGGCUGAAGAUGCUGUUUUCCAGGAAUUCUGUGAAGAAAUAGGUAUAGAAAAUAUUCGUGUGUAUGAACAAGAACAUGUGAGACAACAAGAGGAGAUUGAUAAGAGAAGACUGGAGUUUGAAAAUCAGAAGACCAGACUAAACAUUCAGCUGGAAUAUAAUCGUGACCAUCUGCAAAAAUCAAUAAGCUCAGUCAGCAAGUUGAGGGAGACCAUUCACAAUGAUGAAGCUGAGAUUGUCAGGCUACAGAAGACUGAGAAGGAGCUUCUAAAAAAAGUGAAUGAAAUUGUGGAGGAGCAGCAACAUCUUAAAGACAGAUUAAGUGCUCAUAAAUCUGAGGUUGGAAAAGCUCAAAAUGAAGUUGAAGAGUUGAGAAGGACCAUGUUAACACUUAACAGGUAA